UCAGUGGGGCCCGUCCCGGAGCCGAGGGACGCUCUAGGCUGCCGGUGCGGUUCGUCAGCGCCAGGGCUGGGCUGAGGCGCCGUGGUACCAUGAGGCACCGAUAUUUGAGAGAUUAUGGCAUCUGAAACCCACAAUGUUAAAAAACGGAACUUUUGUAAUAAUAUUGAGGAUCAUUCCGUUGAUCUUCCUAGAAAAAAGAUCUCUAAUUUCACUAAUAAGAACAUGAAGGAGGUUAAGAAACCUCCAAAACAGUUGGCUGCUUACACAAAUAGAACAGUUGGACAAGCUGUGAAAAGCCCAGAUAAACUACGUAAGGUGAUCUGUCGCAGAAAGAAAGUUCAUCAUCCCUUUCCAAAUCCUUGUUACAGAAAAAAACAGUCCCCUAAAAGUGGGGGCUGUGACAUGGCAAAUAAGGAAAAUGAACUGGCUUGUGCAGGCCACCUGACUGAAAAAUUACGCCAUGACAGUCGAACAUAUUUGGUUAAUUCCAGUGAUUCCACUUCUUCACAAACAGAAAGCCCAUCAUCAAAAUAUAGUGGGUUUUUUUCUGAGGUGUCUCAGGACCAUGAAACAAUGGCCCAAGUUUUGUUCAGCAGGAAUUUGAGGUUGAACGUAGCUUUAACUUUCUGGAGAAAGAGAAGUAUAAGUGAACUUGUAGCUUAUUUGGUGAGGAUAGAAGAUCUUGGAGUUGUGGUAGAUUGCCUUCCUGUGCUCACCAAUAGUUUACAGGAAGAAAAACACUAUAUUUCACUUGGCUGCUGUGUAGACUUAUUGCCUCUAGUAAAGUCACUACUUAAAAGCAAAUUUGAAGAAUAUGUAAUAGUUGGUUUAAACUGGCUUCAAGCAGUCAUAAAAAGGUGGUGGUCAGAACUAUCAUCCAAAACAGAAAUUAUAAAUGAUGGAAAUAUUCAGAUUUUAAAACAACAAUUAAGUGGAUUGUGGGAACAGGAAAGCCAUCUUACUUUGGUUCCAGGAUAUACUGGUAAUAUAGCUAAGGAUGUAGAUGCUUAUUUAUUACAGUUGCAUUGAGAGAUUUCGUCUACUAAAGAACAUUUGGUUAUUCAGAACAUCCCUGGACUAUAGAAUUUUUUUUUUUUUUGAAGUCUCAUCCGAGAACUGUGGAAGAAGUCAAAUCCAUUUUUUCUUUUUAAAAAGCCACAUAAUAUAACCACUAAUGAAACCCUUACAAUCUGCUUCACAUUGAAGUGGAAAAAAUCCAAAGGAGCAGCUUCAACUUCAAUGAGGUGAAAAUGCACUAUGGAGAUUGCUCACCUUUGCUGCAUUUGGGAUUUAUAUGGUUAUUUGGUAACAUUGUUUAAGAACUACUGGGACUUAAUGCAAUCUUGCAUAAGACUAUAA
This is a messenger RNA of Cynocephalus volans (Philippine flying lemur), 1359 nucleotides long. Its product is annotated as KATNB1-like protein 1. The record is from RefSeq and is a predicted model, not a curated record. Gene Ontology annotation, molecular function: microtubule binding. NCBI's taxonomy places the organism in Eukaryota, Metazoa, Chordata, Mammalia, Dermoptera, Cynocephalidae. Gene Ontology annotation, cellular component: nucleolus. Bases 115 to 1029 code for a protein of 304 amino acids. The transcript has a single exon.